Molecule: messenger RNA, 696 nt
Organism: Danaus chrysippus (African queen)
Lineage: Eukaryota; Metazoa; Arthropoda; Insecta; Lepidoptera; Nymphalidae
Source: the annotation of a GenBank genome assembly
AUGUUGAAGAUAGCAGUUUUUUUGUUCAUCGCUAGCGGAUGCGCCACCGCUAAUUACAGAAAUGAUGGGUUUGUUCCCAGUCCAACUUACCAAAGGACCGAAGAUCAACUCUCAGAACCGUCUGCAAGGGUCGAGCAAAGUAGAGACGAAGAUAGGCCGGAUAGGACUCAGAGAUUUGGGAUAUCUUCUUAUGGAAGUACGGGUUCCUUUGGAGGUUCAGCGCCAGGAAUAUAUUCACCUGUAAAAAUUGAUUUAGGAGGAGUUCUCAUUGGAUCUAUUCUAGGCUUUGGAGCUGUAAUAAUUCUACCGAAGCUAAUUCAUGCUUUCUCCUAUGGUUAUGGAGGAUACGGAAGAAGCGCCGACACAGAUUUGAAUCAAGUAUCGGAUAUGAUAAGUCGAUUGGACGAAUCCCUUACGCGUUACAACAUAGAUUCAUCUUCGUGUAUGCAACGACUUGCUUGCUCCUACGUCCAACUCGCAAAUGAGAACAUGUUGACUGGCAAUGCAACUGACUUCGAUGGAAUGUUGGCUAAUUUAUCAAGUAAUUCGUUAGUUCGUCGUAUGUUAGAUGGGACAUCGAUCUACGAAGCGAUCUCAGCCGGCAAGUCUUUGGACACCGAUUGUCAGACACUCUACCCUAAAUGUAAAAUAGACAAAAAAACAGUCGUAAAAAUGAUCACACAAUUGGUGCCUUAA